Molecule: messenger RNA, 5403 nt
Organism: Sorex araneus (European shrew)
Lineage: Eukaryota; Metazoa; Chordata; Mammalia; Eulipotyphla; Soricidae
Gene: ANKRD44
Product: ankyrin repeat domain 44
Exons: 29
Coding region: 285-3491 (1068 amino acids)
Cellular component (GO): cytoplasm
Molecular function (GO): protein binding
Source: RefSeq, a predicted model, not a curated record
GCGGCAGGAGGCAGCGUCGGGCCGGCGGCGGCGGUGAUGUCAGUGGCGGCCGGGCUGGCAGCAGCCCGUACUUCCUGUGGAGCGGCGGGCGGGCCGGGCUGCACACCCCGCUCGCCAGUGGCAGCCUCUUCGCGGGCGGCGGCCGAGCAGGGGGAGGGCUGUCAAAAUCGGGAGCCAGAUUCCGCGUCCCCCCACCCCCCACCCGCCCUCCAGCCCUUCCGCUUCCCCGGCGCCCGGCGUGACAUCUGCGGACCGCUGCCCUGGAUGCGGGGAGCGGCGGAAGAAUGGCCGUGCUCAAACUCACCGACCAGCCACCACUGGUCCAAGCCAUCUUCAGCGGUGAUCCAGAGGAGAUUCGGAUGCUCAUUCACAAAACCGAAGAUGUAAAUGCCCUGGAUUCUGAAAAGCGAACCCCUCUUCAUGUGGCUGCAUUUCUGGGUGAUGCCGAGAUCAUUGAACUUCUGAUUCUGUCAGGAGCUCGUGUCAAUGCCAAGGACAACAUGUGGCUGACCCCUCUGCACCGGGCUGUUGCCUCCAGAAGUGAAGAAGCAGUGCAAGUAUUGAUUAAGCAUUCAGCUGAUGUCAAUGCGAGAGACAAAAACUGGCAGACACCUCUCCAUGUGGCAGCAGCUAAUAAAGCUGUCAAAUGUGCAGAAGUCAUCAUCCCCCUGCUGAGCAGCGUCAAUGUCUCUGACCGAGGCGGGCGGACAGCCUUGCACCAUGCUGCUUUGAACGGCCAUGUGGAGAUGGUCAACUUACUCUUGGCCAAAGGAGCAAACAUUAAUGCCUUUGACAAGAAGGAUCGGCGUGCUCUGCACUGGGCAGCGUAUAUGGGCCACCUGGAUGUUGUGGCAUUGCUCAUUAACCACGGUGCAGAAGUGACGUGUAAGGAUAAGAAGGGUUACACCCCGCUUCAUGCUGCAGCCUCCAACGGGCAAAUCAAUGUUGUCAAACAUCUCCUGAAUCUGGGUGUGGAGAUCGACGAGAUCAAUGUCUAUGGAAACACAGCGCUUCACCUUGCCUGCUACAAUGGGCAGGAUGCUGUCGUUAAUGAGCUGACCGACUAUGGUGCUAAUGUGAACCAGCCAAACAACAGUGGGUUCACCCCUUUGCACUUUGCAGCAGCCUCCACACAUGGUGCUUUGUGUCUUGAACUCCUAGUCAACAAUGGGGCAGAUGUUAACAUCCAGAGUAAAGAUGGCAAAAGCCCACUGCACAUGACAGCGGUCCAUGGGAGGUUCACCCGUUCACAAACCCUCAUUCAAAAUGGUGGUGAAAUUGACUGUGUGGAUAAGGAUGGCAACACUCCUCUCCAUGUGGCAGCAAGAUAUGGUCAUGAGCUUUUGAUUAACACCUUAAUAACCAGUGGAGCUGACACAGCAAAGUGUGGAAUCCAUAGCAUGUUCCCUUUACAUUUAGCUGCCCUAAAUGCUCACUCUGACUGCUGCAGAAAGUUAUUGUCCUCGGGCUUUGAAAUAGACACCCCAGAUAAAUUUGGAAGAACGUGCCUUCAUGCUGCUGCUGCAGGAGGUAAUGUGGAAUGUAUAAAACUCUUGCAGAGCAGCGGAGCAGAUUUCCAUAAGAAGGACAAAUGUGGGAGAACCCCUUUGCACUAUGCAGCUGCAAAUUGUCAUUUCCACUGUAUUGAGACAUUAGUGACCACAGGGGCCAAUGUUAAUGAAAUAGAUGACUGGGGACGGACAGCCUUACACUAUGCCGCUGCAUCAGACAUGGAUAGAAAUAAGACAAUCUUGGGAAAUGGCCAUGAACAUUCAGAAGAACUUGAUGGAACCAGAGAAGUGAAGGAAAAAGAAGCUGCUCUAUGUCUAGAGUUUCUGCUUCAAAAUGAUGCAAAUCCAUCUAUCCGGGACAAGGAAGGUUACAAUAGCAUACAUUAUGCUGCUGCCUAUGGCCACAGGCAAUGUCUGGAACUGCUUUUGGAAAGAACCAACAGUUGUUUUGAAGAAUCAGAUUCCGGGGCUACGAAGAGUCCACUCCACUUAGCUGCCUAUAAUGGGCAUCACCAAGCCUUGGAAGUCCUUCUUCGGUCACUGGUGGACCUGGAUAUCCGGGAUGAGAAAGGCCGCACUGCUCUGGAUCUGGCUGCGUUUAAGGGACACACGGAGUGUGUGGAAGCCCUCGUCAAUCAGGGCGCAUCCAUCUUUGUGAAAGACAAUGUAACCAACAGAACCCCGCUCCAUGCCUCAGUAAUGAAUGGUCACACGCUGUGCUUGAGACUAUUACUAGAAAUUGCAGACAACCCAGAAGCAGUUGAUGUGAAAGACGCCAAAGGACAAACCCCACUGAUGCUGGCUGUAGCUUAUGGACACAUCGACGCUGUUUCGUUGUUACUUGAAAAGGAAGCAAAUGUUGACGCGGUUGACAUCAUGGGCUGCACAGCCUUACACAGGGGGAUUAUGACAGGACAUGAGGAAUGUGUACAAAUGCUGCUGGAACAAGAAGUAUCCAUUCUCUGUAAAGAUUCCAGAGGGAGGACCCCCCUGCACUAUGCAGCUGCCCGUGGCCAUGCCACGUGGCUAAGUGAGCUGCUCCAGAUGGCACUGUCUGAGGAGGACUGUUCUUUCAAAGAUAACCAAGGCUACACCCCACUGCACUGGGCUUGUUACAAUGGUAAUGAAAACUGCAUAGAGGUACUUUUGGAACAAAAAUGUUUCCGCAAAUUUGUUGGCAACCCCUUUACUCCACUGCACUGUGCAAUAAUAAAUGAUCAUGAGAAUUGUGCAUCAAUGCUACUUGGGGCCAUAGAUUCCAGUAUUGUAAAUUGUAGAGAUGACAAAGGCAGGACACCACUUCACGCGGCAGCAUUUACCGAUCAUGUAGAAUGCUUGCAGCUUCUUCUAAGACACAAUGCUCAAGUGAAUGCAGCCGACAAUUCAGGGAAGACAGCGCUGAUGAUGGCUGCUGAGAACGGACAGGCGGGCGCUGUAGAUAUUUUGGUAAAUAGUGCCCAGGCUGAUCUGACUCUAAAGGACAAGGACCUGAACACAUCCUUACAUUUGGCUAGUAGUAAAGGUCAUGAAAAAUGUGCCUUGUUAAUACUUGACAAGAUACAAGAUGAGAGCCUUAUUAAUGCAAAAAAUAAUGCACUGCAGACACCCCUCCACAUUGCUGCGCGCAAUGGCUUGAAGGUUGUAGUUGAGGAGUUGCUGGCCAAAGGAGCCUGUGUACUAGCUGUCGAUGAAAAUGGUAUUGGAAUUAGCAGCUCAUGCCUAUUUCUCAGAAGUCAUACCCCGGCCCUGGCUUGUGCUCCUAACAAAGACGUGGCUGACUGCCUGGCCCUCAUUUUGGCUACCAUGAUGCCUUUUUCUCCUUCCAAUACAAUGACGGCUGUCAACUUCGUUUGUUUUAAAAAAGAUCAUUUGAGCAGAACGACCCUCUCCAAUCUGGGUAGCAUGGUUAGUCUGUGCAGUAACAACAUAGGCUCAGAGGAUGGGUACAAUGAAAAUGAUUCUGAUUCGGAAACUUUUUGACUUUGAACUCUAGAAGCUUUUCCUUGAUUACUCACAAAGGAGGAAGGGAUAGAAGCUGAACUCCAGGUUUAUAUUGUGUUCAAGUAUUAUGGUGGGCCCCACCUUCCUGAAGCCAGUAGAGACGGAAUUCAUCAAACUGAAUGGGAGGGCAGCUUGACUGUUCUGGCAAAGCAUUCACACAGAUGGGCCCUGAUCUUGAUUUGUUUCAUGUUUCCAUAGAUCUAAGAUACUUGGAAAAAUCUACCUCUCAUUUUAAGUAAGGGUUUUUUUUUUUAAUGCAUUUAAUUCUUUUUCUUUGGGGAUAAUGCAACUGAGAGGGAGGUGUUCUUUAUAAAGACAUAUUUUUUGUCAUUUGCUCACUCAGCAGUGAGUUCUCAGAAGAUAUAUCAAUGGGACAUUCCUGUCCCCAGGAGGGGAGGGAAGAGGUUGGUAGGAAAUACCUCAAACCUUUUCUCAUUCUGAUGUUUACUUCCUCAAUAGAAGCCAAAGGUAAAAGUGUUCAUCUUCAGAAAUAAAGCCUGUAAUAAUCUUUUUAAGGGAGUCUAAUUUAUUCAUAUCCUCUCUGUAGUAAGCACUUAAAUAUCCAGAACUUCCUUCUGAGGAUUUUUUAUUCAGAUUGCCAGAUAAAUAGAAAAGUUCACUGAAAAUUGAAGGUGAGAGUUGCUUUCUUUUUAUUAAACACAAACAGGGCACCCAGUGCUCUCCAAACCUGAAACUAAUUUUUACCUGAAAGAUUGAACCCAAAUCUAUCAAAUGUCAUUUCAAGUGAAAAUUACAAACCAUCAAAACUUUGGGCCAUACGCACACUUAGUAUGUAACUAUUCCUUAUUAAUCUGUCCUUAAUUGAGAAUACAUUUUUUAAAAUAUCAGAGCUAUCAACAUCCUUCAGCAAUAGUAAAAUGUUCAAUGAGCUUCUCAGUCAAGUUCAUGCCUAGUAAGUGACUGCAAAAGGGAACAAAGAAAUGAAAGCAGGAAGUAAAAUUAGGUGAUAUGGAAAUUAAAGCCAAUUGCUACUUGCUCAUUGAUGAAAUCAACAUAGUGAAUACUGUGUCUACUCCCUCUGCCAAAGCUUCUAGGUCAAAUGGACCCCGUUCCGCAUCUGGAAUAGCUGUACAAAAAGAAGAAUGAGACUCUAAAAGUUAUGCACAUGCUCAUACAUAUAUGCAUGUGCAUAUAUAUAUAGAUAUGUCUGUAGUUCAUCAACCAGCUAUACAUGAGGACCAAAAUGCUUCAGUAUAAAAUGGAAGAUAUAAAUUGUUUUCCUUCAAAAUGGAAGUGAGAACUGAAGUAGCUUUUUUUGGAGUUAAAUGUAACUUUUAUGUGUGACAGUCUUUGUUGUAUUUUGUAUUUCUUAUUACUCAGAUUUCCAGUUGAUGGCUUAACAUUUGUAACUGUAACUAGCUUUUCUUUUUCUUUCAUUUUUUGCCAAAUUAUGGAAAAUGUUCAUAAAAUUCUGAUGUAAGUGGCUUAUAUUUAUUUGAAAAGAAAUAAUUGCCAAGGAAACAUCCAUUGGUUGUUCUCUGUUUUAACGACUAUGUGUCUUACUUGGAGUAACAAAAAAGCAAAAUACACAGAAAUUCUCCUUGGCUAACCAGCAGUCCUGAGGCCCCAGCAUUUCCAAUGCUCAGGUUUCCAGCGAAACUUCAGAUUCUUCCAGGAGUCAGUUGGAGAGGGGGUCAGCUUCCAUCACUCAGCCUCAGAUUGUAGCCUGUAUAGAGCUUAGAAGACACUGCAAUUCUGAUGCUCUUUUGCAAAAAUGAAAACUGUAGGGUGCAGAGAAUCAUAUGCACCAAGGUGACCCUAAGGAAGAUACAGAAAUCGUCCAAUUACAAUUACAUUGUAAAUCUCACAUGAUCCCAAUAAAUUUAACGAAGAAUUGAUAGUGUAUGGACACCUGUGUAGAGAGGAGAAA